UCAAUCUCAAUUCGACAACAUUUUGGCAGUCAUCUUUAGCACAAGCGCGCGGAUGUGAGAGAAGAGCAGAUUGGGGCAUUUGCUCUUUUUUUUCCUUACAGCCAAGGAGUAUUUUGGUGGUUCUUUUAUUAUUAUUUCUCUAAUUCUAACCUCCCAGAAACACUCUGUACCAUUUGGCGUAGCCAGCCUCGUGGAUUUUCUUUACAGAAAGUGGAUAUUCGAGAGGAAAAAUCAGCAGGUGUGUGUGAGCUCGGCGGGGAGACUCUGACUUUUCGGCGCGGACUCCGCCGUCACCCCCCACGCGAGCUGCUAGAAUGAUGUCAUACCUCAAACAGGCCCCGUACGCCGUGAACGGCCUGGGGCUCGGGGGCGCGCCCAUGGAGCUCCUGCAUCCUUCCGUUGGGUAUCCGGCCAAUCCCCGGAAGCAGAGGCGGGAGAGGACCACGUUCACGCGCACGCAGCUCGACAUCCUGGAGUCUCUGUUCGCCAAAACGCGUUACCCCGACAUCUUCAUGCGCGAGGAAGUGGCUCUGAAGAUCAACCUGCCAGAGUCCAGAGUACAGGUGUGGUUUAAGAACCGGAGAGCUAAGUGCAGGCAGCAGCAGCAGAGCAGCAACAGCAGUAACAGCGGCAGCGGAGCUAAAAUCCGGCCUGCGAAGAAAAAAGCCUCUCCAUCACGCGAGAGUCCCGGGUCUGAGAGCAGCGGUCAGUUCAGUCCUCCAGCCGUGUCCAGCACCAGCUCAUCCUCAUCCUCGUCCUCUUCAUCCUCUUCCAAUUCCAACCUGGGUGGACUGGGCAUGAGCAAUAGCUCCGCCUCUGGGGCCACGCCCGUUUCGUCUAUCUGGAGCCCCGCCCCUAUAUCACCUCUUCCGGCUCCUCCUACAGUCCCGGAUCCUGCACCUCCUACCAGUGCUUCCUGUAUGCAGCGCAGUGUUUCAGGAAGUGGAGGCCCAGCUGGAGUAGCCUCGUACCCCGUGUCCUACAACCAGACGCCCGGUUAUGCCCAGAGUUACCCCAGCACUGCGUCCGGUUCAUAUUUCGGAAGCAUGGACUGUAGCUCCUACCUGGCGCCCAUGCACGGCCACCACCCACAUCACCCUCAGCUCAGCUCCAUGGCAGGCACCGGGGUGUCUGGGCACCACACGCACCCGCAUCACCCCCACCACCUCGGGCAGAGCAACGGGCACCACCACCCUCACCAUCACCCGCAUGCACACACACACCAGGGUUACGGUGGUGCGGCUCUGCCCUUCACCUCCUCAGACUGUGUGGAUUACAAAGACUACAAAGACCAAGCUGCUUCGCCAUGGAAACUAAACUUCAGUGCAGACUGUUUGGACUACAAAGACCAGGCGGCUUGGCGCUUUCAGGUCCUGUGAGGAGAAGUUGUUGGUUUUUGUUUGUUUGUUUUAGCAUUUUAGUUUCAUUUAGAAAGCCACCGCACCAGAACAGAAAUUCCUUAUUGUGCUCUAAAGACAUUUAUAAAGAGCCGCAAGAACUGGGGAAGGUGGAAACUUUCUAAAAGAGGAGAUACUCUAGACUACUCUGUACUGGUGUUGCAGGAUUAAUCCCAUGCCAAAGGUCUUUGGCCAUCAGCUCUGACGUCUGUCUGCCUUUACCGCCUUCUACACAAGGAUCUUCUGAAGACUUUUCUCUCUCUCACCAGUUUGUGGAGGGGAAAAGAAAUUCUCUUCUUUCCUCCUGAAACCUAACCUGGUGUAAUUGGGUUUUUGAAAGACUAAAGAGAUCCGCAAACCCCUCUCCAUCUCCUUGCCUUCCUCAAUCCACUGCAACUCGCUGCACUUGGACUUCUUGUGUGUGUUUUUAUGAAGGCAAUAUGUAGAAAAUAAAAUGAUACACUGCGACUGUCCAGCAACAGAGUAAACAAAAAAAUGUGAACCAAACCUGUUUCCUGUGAAAUGUUGGAAAAUAAAAUGA
Molecule: messenger RNA, 1938 nt
Organism: Hemibagrus wyckioides
Lineage: Eukaryota; Metazoa; Chordata; Actinopteri; Siluriformes; Bagridae
Gene: otx2a
Product: orthodenticle homeobox 2a
Exons: 4
Coding region: 315-1379 (354 amino acids)
Biological process (GO): regulation of transcription by RNA polymerase II; multicellular organism development
Cellular component (GO): nucleus
Molecular function (GO): RNA polymerase II cis-regulatory region sequence-specific DNA binding; DNA-binding transcription factor activity, RNA polymerase II-specific
Source: RefSeq, a predicted model, not a curated record